Mesorhabditis belari is the source of this 1521-nucleotide messenger RNA. The record is from the annotation of a GenBank genome assembly. Lineage: Eukaryota; Metazoa; Nematoda; Chromadorea; Rhabditida; Rhabditidae.
AUGAUUCAAUAUGCUUUUUUCAUUUUGGCUGGUUUAGAGAUUAUCGGACAAGUAAAAACAGGCGAAACUACGGGUACAUCUUUGACUUCGAUUACAACUAAAAAUACUCGAAUUCUUGCUACUACAGCUACAUCAACUGCUCCCGUUAACUGUUCUUGUCCAACGAUAGCCACUGCUGUGAAUCCAGCUCCAAGUCCUCCUUAUUCAAUUGAAUCAAUCGGUGUUAGCAACUGUCAGCCUUACACAGCUAGCUAUGUCUGCAAAAGUCUAAACAGCACAAAUCGUUUGGGUAGUUUGGGAUGGGAUGAGAGUGGGAUGCUUCUUUGGAACAAUACGUUCUGUAGCAGUAACUACGUAGCCUAUGAGAUCAUUCUUACAUGCGAUACAAUUCCUGCCCCAGGGGAUACAGACAAUUUUUACAAAUACCAGGGUAGCCUGUGGGCGUUUGAAUUGUGCGUCACCUAUGGAUAUGAUGUGAAGUGUGAUCCAAAUUCAACCACAACCACAGCGACAUCGCCCACAACCACCACGAAAAUAGCUCAAUGCGUUUGCUCAACAGUAGCUUCGAACGUCAGUUCUGCUCCAGGUCCACCGUAUUCUGUUCAGCCAACUGGAGUCAGUAACUGUCAACCCUUUGAUAUCCCCACCACUUGCCAUAGUACAACUUCCACGGAUAUGAUGAGCUUCUUAGCUUGGGAUGAAGGAAGACUAUGGGUCUAUAGAAGAUGUCUAAGUCUUGGCUAUGAUGUAACUUGUGAUUCAAAUCCAACAACGACAUCAAUAAUCACAACAACAACGGCAACCCUUCCACAAUGUGUCUGUCCUACCGUAGCGGUUGAUGUUUCUCAAGCGCCAAGCCCACCGUAUCCUGUUCAACUAACAGAAGCAGACACUUGCAACUCUUUCUCAACAGUUUACACCUGUAACAGCACCAGCCCAUAUGAUUGGAUUACACAAAUUUCUUGGGAUGAUCAAGGAAACCUUCUCAAGAAUAUUUCGUACUGCAGCAAAGAUUAUGCGAGAAACGCACUGCUGAUCACUUGUAACACGAUUGCUGUUUCUAGUAGCACGGUGAACUAUUACAAGUACCAGGGUGCAUUGUGGGCAUAUAAGAAGUGCUUCAACAAUGGAUACAAUGUCAAUUGUUCUCCAAAUUCAACAAAAACUCUUCCUGCGUGUAAUUGUCCUACAGUUGCCAUUAAUGUUAAUCCUGCUCCAAGUCCGCCGUAUUUAAACUUGCCACCAGGAACCGGUGGUUGUCGACCGCUUUUCACGACAUACACUUGUUCGAGUACAACACUCACCGAUUGGAUGACUCUUUUGGCUUGGAAUGAGAAUGGAAACCUCAUUGCAAACUCAUCAUAUUGCAGUCGGGAUAAGAAUGCAAACGAGCUUCCAAUCAGCUGUGAUACAAUGCCAGCUACUAGAGAUAAUGUGAAUUACUAUAAAACAUCGGGAGCACUUUGGGCGUACAAACGAUGCAUCAACAAUGGAUUCAACGCGGCUUGCAGAGACACUACU